This is a messenger RNA of Formica exsecta, 1882 nucleotides long. Its product is annotated as homocysteine S-methyltransferase YbgG-like. Bases 534 to 1502 code for a protein of 322 amino acids. Gene Ontology annotation, biological process: S-methylmethionine cycle. The transcript has 2 exons. Gene Ontology annotation, molecular function: S-adenosylmethionine-homocysteine S-methyltransferase activity; zinc ion binding. Lineage: Eukaryota; Metazoa; Arthropoda; Insecta; Hymenoptera; Formicidae. The record is from RefSeq and is a predicted model, not a curated record.
UAUAUACCUGUCAAAAAGAUACAUUUAAAAAAGCAUUUAAACAAAUAAAAUAUAAAAAUAUCUAACAGUGGAAGAUGUAUUCAUUUUCUUUAAUUAUUUCGUUUAACGAUUAAUAAAUAAAAAUCCAAAUUAGUCUACAUUUGAUUAUUCUGCUUUCAAAACGUUUUGCAAGUAUGCUAUGUUAUCUGGACAUAAUACAUGUCUCACGCUAUCUCGGAAGUGCUCGGAAGUUUUGAUAUACGCAAUCCAAAAUGGCCACAACGAGAAUAACAAUUAAUUCCGAUUGUUAGCAAUGCAGAAGUUUUCUAAUUGUUCAUAUUAUUUGGCAACUGUAUAAAGCAUGACUGCAUAAAGUAAACCUAUCUUAUCAAGUCAUUACUUCUUCUCAGGUGAUAGUGUCGUCUGCGACAAAAAGCGAAAGAAAGAACGCAUUCGCUUUAAUCUUAAGCUAACCUUAAGAGAACCGUGCAACGAAUCCAAAGAAACGUGAUAAACGUCGAGCAAACACUCAUCGCUGGCCGGUAUCAUCGACCAUGACAACCGUGAAGGUUUUGGACGGCGGCUUUUCAGGGCAACUGUCACGUCACGUUGGGAAGAUUGAUGGCGAUCCGUUGUGGACGUCGCGAUUUCUCGCGACCGAUCCCGACGCUGUAUAUACUACGCACUUGGACUUCCUGCGUGCCGGCGUCGAUGUUAUCGAAACCAACACUUAUCAGGCGUCCGUGCCCGGCUUGACUAAGUAUCUAAAUAUGAGCGAACGCGAGAGUCUAGAUUUGCUUGCCAAGGCCGUGGCCCUGGCGAAGAAGGCCGUAGAUGUUUAUACUCAAGAAACGGAUAAUCUUCGGAAGCCACAUAUCGACACGAGACCCAUGGUGGCUGGUUCUUGCGGUCCUUAUGGCGCUUAUUUGCAUGAUUCGUCGGAGUAUACCGGUUCCUAUGGGAAAUCCAUAUCUCGACAAGAACUGAUCGAUUGGCACAGACCGCGCAUUCAAGCAUUAUUGAACGCCGGUGUCGAUCUGUUGGCUCUAGAAACUAUACCCUGCGUCGAGGAAGCGGAAGCUCUGCUGGAGCUAUUGCGAGAAUUUCCACACGCUCGUGCAUGGCUCUCGUUCUCCUGUCGAGAUGGUCAGCUGUUGGCGGACGGUAGCAUCUUCCACGAAGCAGCCGUGCGCUGUUACCGAGCUUCGCCAUCGCAGAUCAUCGCGGUCGGUGUUAAUUGCAUCGAUCCGAGGUACGUGACUCCCUUGUUGAAGGGAAUCAACGGGAGUGCAUCAUCGCGAGAUUUCAUUCCUCUGAUAGUGUACCCUAACAGAGGUGGCAGCUGUUCCACGACCGGCAGAUGGACCGCGGUCCCGGAUGAUCAUUCCUUGAAUCUACCUAUAUCAGAAUGGUUGGACAUGGGAGUUCGUUACAUCGGUGGUUGCUGCAAGAUCUUCGCGGAAGAUAUAAAAACGAUUCGAUCGGAAGUCGAUCAGUAUUACGCAAAAAUCGCAGCAAUAUGAUUCCUUUUAUGAUCGAACUGAUGCAAUGAUCACCGAACUCGCAUGAUGCACAUUUUUAUGAAUAUUCCUAUACGCUUAUCAAAGUCUUUCUCUUUGUUGAUUAUCAUAAUUGAAGAUAGCGCGUGUUUAUAUAAUUAGCUGAAAAUGUGAAGUAAGUUUAAAAGUUAAAAAGAUUAAAGCUGAUGUAAUGAUUGUAUGUCUGAUGAUCAUUAUAAUAUGAGAAGUCUGUCGUGUAAAUAUCAAUGCAAUUGCAUUAUAAUCAGUAAUUGUUUAUAACACAUAAGUACAAUAUCAGUACAAUAUUUUAUACAGCUAUAAUUUUUAAAUUUUACAUUAAUAUUUACACACAAUAUAUAUUUCUAUUUAAAAGAAACAAGAUA